AUGACUACUGACCAGCCUUUUAAUCCUCUACCGGACCGAGACUUUGGUGACUUUCAAACCCUGGUGGACAUAGUAGCGAAGCUGCGCGCCCCCGGGGGGUGCCCUUGGGACCGGGAGCAGACCCACGAAUCGUUGAAGCGCCACCUCCUUGAGGAAUGUUACGAAGCUCUCGAAGCCAUCGACCAGCAGUCCCCGCCCCUGUUGGCGGAAGAGCUGGGCGACAUCCUUGUCCAGGUUGCCUUUCACGCCGAUAUCGCCCGCGAGGCUGGAGACUUCAACCUGGCCGAUGUGUUGACCGCCAUCAAUGGAAAGCUGGUCCGCCGCCACCCCCACGUCUUCGGCGACACCAGCGUUGCCGAUGCCCGGGAAGUGGAACUCAACUGGGAGCAGCUUAAGGCCGCCGAGCGGGCGCAGCAGGGGGUACGCAAGUCACCGGUGGAUGGCAUUCCUGGCGCCUUGCCCGCCCUUAGCUACUCCCAGCUUAUGCAGGACCGGGUGGCCCGCAUGGGAUUUGAGUGGGAGGACGUGGGCGGCGUUCUUGACAAGAUAGUGGAAGAGGUUGAGGAGUUCCGGCAAGCCUCGUCCGAUGAGGAAAAGACCCAUGAGCUGGGCGACAUCUUUCUGGUAAUGGUCAACCUGUGCCGCUGGAUGGACGUGCAAGCAGAGGACGCACUGCGGCAGGCCAACGGCCGUUUCCGGAGCCGCUACCUGAAAAUGGAAGAACUGGCAGAGCAACGAGGACUGGAUUUUACCCAGUUGCCCCUGGACGACAAGGAAGCCCUUUGGCAGGAAGCCAAGGGUGUGGUGGGUUAA
This is a messenger RNA of Geodia barretti, 813 nucleotides long. NCBI's taxonomy places the organism in Eukaryota, Metazoa, Porifera, Demospongiae, Tetractinellida, Geodiidae. The record is from the annotation of a GenBank genome assembly.